Messenger RNA from Drosophila bipectinata, 769 nucleotides. It is a transcript of the gene HemK2, whose product is annotated as HemK methyltransferase 2. The record is from RefSeq and is a predicted model, not a curated record. Gene Ontology annotation, biological process: methylation. NCBI's taxonomy places the organism in Eukaryota, Metazoa, Arthropoda, Insecta, Diptera, Drosophilidae. Gene Ontology annotation, cellular component: eRF1 methyltransferase complex. Gene Ontology annotation, molecular function: nucleic acid binding; S-adenosylmethionine-dependent methyltransferase activity; protein methyltransferase activity.
AUGGAGACGCCCUACACCGACCACCUGACCCGAGAGGACUAUGAACAUGUCUAUGAACCUGCCGAGGACUCUUUUCUUUUGCUCGACGCUUUAGAAAAAGAUUUGGAUUUUUUAGAGCAAUUGAAGCCGAGUCUUUGUGUUGAAAUUGGAUCUGGUUCGGGAGUUAUAAUAUCUGCUUUGGCCAAAAAACUCGGCAUGGACUCAAUCUGCCUGGCCACUGAUAUCAAUCUUAAAGCGUGUGAUGCAACAAGAAGAACAGCUGUCCGCAAUGAAGCCCGCGUGUGCUCCAUUCGCUGCAAUCUAACAGAUGCAUUACGUCCGCGUACCGUUGACAUCCUUCUGUUCAAUCCACCAUAUGUAGUCACCAGCGAUGAGGAGCUUCAAACUCAACGGUUUAAUGCAGAUGCCGAACCUUCAACUGAACGCAAUUUGGUUUUCUCAUGGGCGGGCGGGAAGGAUGGCAGACGCAUCACGGACGUUCUACUUAAUAAACUAGAUGAUGUUCUCUCUCCGGCAGGAGUUUUAUAUCUGCUCCUUUUACAGGAAAACAAGCCUAACGAAAUUAUUAAACAUCUUGAAAGUCUCCAUUUUAGGGCUAUUAAGUUCCUGGAACGACGUAUUCCUGGUGAAUAUUUGCACAUUCUGAAGGUUACCAGGUCGUCAACAUGACGUGCAAUUAUUACAAUUCUAUGUAAUACUUCUAAUUUGUUUAUAAAUUCGUUUUUAUUAAAAAUUGUAGACGUAUUUAAAUAAUAAAAAAAAAAAUAUA